GCAAAUCGCGCUCAGGCCCCGUCCCACAGUUCAAUAACCUAAUCAUAAGUCUGCUGGCGUUAGACGGCGGCGUGUUAGGUUGUAAUUUAUUUUGACAAAUUUGCCCCAAUUUGCAUUCGUUGCAGGAAGGACAAUCCGAUAGUGACAUGGCGGGCGUUAACAACGCAAUAUGGGGCAAGGCGAGACGGGUGUGCCCGCCGAUAAGGCAACUCAGAGUAACGAUCGCCUUUCGGUGGCAUUUAGUCGAGAGCAGUGCGCUGGGUGAUGAAGAUCGUGGCAACAAUUAUUAAUUUUCGGUUUGGUGCGAAUAGGGAAAGUACUGAUGAUGAUCUCGGAAUAGUUGUUAGAUAGUGCUACGAUUAGAAGGGAAAUUUGUGGAGGUGUUGAUAAAUAAAUGAAAAAUGUCCCAUAGGUGGUUUGUUCGUGUGUGUUUUAUCGUAGGAAUAUGUCUGCUGCAGUCGGUUAUCGGAUUGGUGAAAGAUGAACUGGGGAAUAAGAAUUUGGCAAUUGACGAUCACGAGAUAAAUCACAUUGGCGAGAGUAAUGAUUCCAGAACUAGUAAUGCAGAUCGACCCUCGCAGCGACGAAAACCAUUCCGAGUGGUACAAGCCGAUCGUGAGAAGAAGCAUUUAGAUCUAAAUCUCUUACGAAAGAAGCGAUUUAUUGGAAAUGUUCUAAAUCCGUUUCCGAAAAAUAAAGCUUAUCAGGAGUGCACUACUGCAUCGGGAGCGAAAGGGCACUGCAAGCGCUAUCAACACUGUAAAAUCGUAGAUUCAAAGGACAAUUUAUGGAAAAUGUUGGGACAACUGUGCGUUAUUGAAAAUAUGUCCAUCGGAAUAUGCUGCCCGGAAAACACAGGUGAUGGAGUGGGUCCGGAAUUUUCCGUUCGUCUACCAUCGCAAGCGGACGAUUAUGACCAAGUAGAUGGCUUGGACGGUGACAACACCAUCACCGGUAAAGACAGCCGUGAUCGACAGGAGGAACGAGGUUGUGGAAUAUCGACUAAGCAGCUAUCGAAGAUAGCUGGGGGAGUACCGGCGGAUCCUGGAGAGUGGCCAUGGAUGGCGGCACUUAUUCCGAACAAUGGACAGCAGCAGUUUUGUGGUGGAGUGCUGAUUACUGACAGACACGUCUUGACGGCUGCGCAUUGCGUAUUGAAUCUUAAGAUUCAUCAGUUCCUGGUGCGAUUGGGCGAAUACGACUUCACGCAGUACAAUGAAACUAGGUCGAGAGACUUUCGGGUGACGGAGAUUCGAAGUCAUGUUGAUUUCGAUCCGGUCAGUUACGAGAAUGAUAUUGCGCUGUUGAAGCUAUUCCGGCCAUCAUACUUCAACUCGUACAUUUGGCCCAUUUGCAUGCCCCCGUUGGACGAUUCUUGGAAUGGUUAUCGUGGAGUGGUUGUAGGCUGGGGAACUCAAUUUUUUGGUGGACCACAUUCCAAGAUACUGAUGGAGGUUACGCUUCCAAUUUGGUCCAACAGAGACUGUCAGGAUGUUUAUGUCAAUAGGAUCUUUGAAACGAGUAUUUGCGCUGGUGACUACAGUGGUGGUAAGGAUUCAUGCCAGGGUGACAGUGGGGGCCCUUUGAUGCUACAGCUGCCCAACAACCGUUGGGUGUCGGUCGGAAUCGUCUCUUGGGGCAUUCGGUGCGGCGAGGCAAAUCAUCCUGGAAUCUACACCCGAGUUAGUUCGUAUGUUCGAUGGAUUAUUGAGAAUGCUGUGUUUUGAGAUGUUUUAAAAUAGAAUUGCUUUGUAAUAGUCAAACUUUUACUCUUUGAAAUGCAUUUAUUUUCUGUUCGUGUUUAGAACCAAUAAAGAAAUAUAGAUUCCAGUAAACAA
This is a messenger RNA of Armigeres subalbatus, 1838 nucleotides long. Its product is annotated as venom protease-like. Lineage: Eukaryota; Metazoa; Arthropoda; Insecta; Diptera; Culicidae. The coding region runs from base 402 to 1727 and encodes 441 amino acids. Gene Ontology annotation, molecular function: serine-type endopeptidase activity. Gene Ontology annotation, biological process: proteolysis. The record is from RefSeq and is a predicted model, not a curated record. The transcript has 4 exons.